CUUUCGCUGCUCCUUCACAUUUCGAGUGCUGGAUCUUUUUGUCCCUUACUGCGUGCCGUGUCAGUUUCCGUGCGGAAGUGGUGGCCGUGAGAGAAGAUGGCGGCCACUGUGGUGGCGCCGCCUGAUGCCUUGGCCAGUCGGGUCAACAAGCGCGGCGGCGGCGGACCGGGAGUCGGUGGCGGCAGCGGCAGCGGUGGGGCAGCCAGAGGGGCGGAGGAGGAACCGCCGCCUACCCUACAAGCAGUUCUGGUGGCCGACAGCUUCAACCGCCGCUUCUUCCCCAUCUCCAAGGACCAGCCUCGGGUCCUCUUGCCCCUGGCCAAUGUGGCACUAAUUGACUACACUCUGGAAUUUCUGACUGCCACAGGCGUACAGGAAACCUUUGUCUUUUGUUGCUGGAAAGCUGCUCAAAUCAAGGAACAUUUACUGAAAUCCAAGUGGUGCCGCCCAACAUCUCUCAAUGUGGUUCGAAUAAUUACAUCAGAGCUGUAUAGAUCACUGGGGGAUGUUCUCCGUGAUGUUGAUGCUAAGGCCUUGGUGCGCUCUGACUUCCUUCUGGUGUAUGGGGAUGUCAUCUCAAACAUCAACAUUACCAGAGCCCUGGAAGAACACAGGUUAAGGCGGAAGCUAGAAAAAAAUGUAUCUGUGAUGACGAUGAUCUUCAAGGAGUCAUCCCCCAGCCACCCAACUCGUUGUCAUGAGGACAACGUGGUAGUGGCUGUGGAUAGUGCCACAAAUCAGGUGCUCCAUUUCCAGAAGACCCAAGGCCUCCGACGUUUUUCUUUCCCUCUGAGCUUGUUCCAGGGCAGUGGAGAUGGAGUGGAGAUUCGCUAUGAUUUACUUGAUUGUCAUAUCAGCAUCUGCUCUCCUCAGGUUGCUCAACUAUUUACAGACAACUUCGACUACCAAACACGAGAUGACUUUGUGCGAGGCCUGUUAGUAAAUGAGGAGAUCUUAGGAAACCAGAUCCACAUGCAUGUGACAACUAAGGAAUAUGGUGCCCGGGUCUCCAACCUACACAUGUAUGCUGCUGUCUGUGCGGAUGUCAUCCGCCGAUGGGUCUACCCUCUCACCCCAGAGGCUAACUUCACUGACAGCACAGCCCAGAGCUGCACUCACUCCCGACAUAACAUCUACCGAGGGCCUGAGGUCAGCCUGGGCCAUGGCAGCAUCCUGGAGGAAAAUGUGCUCUUAGGCUCUGGCACUGUUAUUGGCAGCAAUUGCUCCAUCACUAAUAGUGUCAUUGGCCCUGGCUGUCACAUUGGUGAUAAUGUGGUGCUGGACCAGGCCUUCCUGUGGCAGGGUGUCCGAGUGGCUGCUAGAGCACAGAUUCAUCAGUCUCUGCUCUGUGACAAUGCUGAGGUCAAGGAAAAUGUUACACUGAAGCCUCGCUGUGUCCUCACUUCCCAGGUGGUAGUAGGCCCAGAUAUCACGCUGCCUGAGGGCUCGGUGAUCUCUUUGCACCCUCCAGAUGCAGAGGAUGAUGAGGAUGAUGGUCAGUUCAGUGAUGAUUCUGGGGCUGACCAAGAAAAGGAGAAAAUGAAGCUGAAAGGUUACAAUCCAGCAGAAGUUGGAGUUGCAGGCCAGGGCUACCUCUGGAAAGCUGCAGACAUGAACAUGGAGGAAGAGGAGGAACUACGGCAGAAUCUAUGGGGACUCAAAAUCAACAUGGAAGAAGAGAGUGAAACUGAAAGUGAGCGAAGUAUGGAUUCUGAAGAACUAGACAGCCGGGCAGGCUCCCCACAGAUGGAUGACAUCAAAGUGUUUCAGAAUGAAGUCCUGGGAACACUACAGCGGGGCAAGGAGGAGAACAUUUCUUGUGACAAUCUAGUCCUAGAGAUAAACUCUCUCAAGUAUGCCUACAACAUAAGCCUGAAGGAAGUGAUGCAAGUACUGAGCCAUGUGGUCCUGGAGUUCCCACUGCAACAAAUGGAUUCCCCACUAGACCCAAACCGCUAUUGCGCCCUGUUGAUUCCCUUGGUCAAGGCCUGGAGCCCUGUCUUUAGGAACUACAUAAAGCGCGCCGCUGAUCAUUUGGAAUCUUUGGCAGCCAUUGAGGACUUCUUUUUGGAGCAUGAAGCUCUUAGCACUUCCAUGGCCAAGGUACUGAUGGCUUUCUACCAACUGGAGAUCCUGGCUGAGGAAACAAUUCUGAGCUGGUUCAGCCAAAGGGAGGUAACUGACAAAGGCCAGCAGUUGCGCAAGAACCAGCAGCUGCAGAGGUUCAUCCAGUGGCUAAAAGAGGCAGAAGAGGAGUCAUCUGAAGAUGACUGAAGUCACACUGCCUGCUGCUGUGGGUGUUGUUGAUUACCUUCAAGGUUUCUGGGCCAGGACAAGUGAGAGACCAGUUCAAAAGGAUGAGUGACCACCAUCUGAACUGAGGCUGGAGCAGAGGCUGGAACUACAGUGUUCUUCCCACCAUCAGCAACCAUGUGCCUCCCAUCUGACUGGGGAGUCGGGGUGAGGGAAGUUGGGCUGGAUAACAGCUCUGCCUAAGGAGGAGCUAAGCAGGCCCUGCAGUUAGAGGAAGGCCAGAGGAACAGCUUUGUGCUCUGGUUUCCCCUCAGGGAAUAGCAGAGAACAGUUGGCCCUCUCUGCUGCUUGUAUUUGUUAAUAUUAAAAAAACAGAGAGAGGGGUA
Messenger RNA from Cervus elaphus (red deer), 2639 nucleotides. It is a transcript of the gene EIF2B5, whose product is annotated as eukaryotic translation initiation factor 2B subunit epsilon. Gene Ontology annotation, cellular component: eukaryotic translation initiation factor 2B complex. Gene Ontology annotation, molecular function: guanyl-nucleotide exchange factor activity; translation initiation factor activity; translation initiation factor binding. The coding region runs from base 97 to 2274 and encodes 725 amino acids. Lineage: Eukaryota; Metazoa; Chordata; Mammalia; Artiodactyla; Cervidae. The record is from RefSeq and is a predicted model, not a curated record. The transcript has 16 exons.